This is a messenger RNA of Ilyonectria robusta, 648 nucleotides long. RefSeq lists its product as uncharacterized. NCBI's taxonomy places the organism in Eukaryota, Fungi, Ascomycota, Sordariomycetes, Hypocreales, Nectriaceae. The record is from RefSeq and is a predicted model, not a curated record. Bases 1 to 648 code for a protein of 215 amino acids. The transcript has 2 exons.
AUGACCUAUUCGAUAGAUCUGCUGAGCGACGCCUCCAAGAGGGCCGAGGAGAUAUUUUUCCAAGCUGGGAAUAAUAGCUCCCGAGCUGCUCGAAAUAGGUGCUUCCAUGCCAUCUGUGCCUUUAAUGAAGUCGAUCUUGACGCACCGGCUAGUGAACGGGUUGCGGCUUGGAACAAAAUCGUGGCGCCCUUUGAGAACUGCAGUACGCGGGACGAGGUGGUAGCCACAGCCGAUAUCGCAUUCGAGGAUCCAUCCAUGAUUCCGUCUGCAACUCUCGUCAAGGCUCCGAUCCACAUGGACUAUCGACUCCGAGUCCGCGUCGCGCCGACAGCGUUUAUCAAUCGCGGCUGCAGUAUUGUCGACACGCCGGUGGCAGAUGCGAGAAUUGGAGAGCGUGUCAACAUUGGAUCUAACGUGACCAUUAUCUCCGCGGGCCACUCGAUGACAGUCGACAAUACUCGAAGCGACCGAGCUGUGGUAGCGAAGUCAUCAUCGGCGACUGUGCUUGGAAUGGAGCCGGUGCCACUCUACUGUGCUGGGUGGAGAUUUGAACUUUCCGUUAUGCAAAACUUUCCGUUAUUGUUGCAGGCCUGGGCCCUGAUGUCGACAUUGGAUGCCACAGCAUCAUCGGGGCUGGGAGCCCAGUGA